This is a messenger RNA of Knipowitschia caucasica, 1416 nucleotides long. The record is from the annotation of a GenBank genome assembly. NCBI's taxonomy places the organism in Eukaryota, Metazoa, Chordata, Actinopteri, Gobiiformes, Gobiidae.
AUGGGCUUGGGGCAAGGAGACCUGGUGUUGCAAGACCAGUUCAUCCUGGGCCUUAAAGAAGGACCAGUACGACAAGAGCUUCGUCGGCAGGUACGAAAAGCCCCCCAGCUCACCUUUGAUGAGGUAAAGAUGGAAGCUUUAGCAUUGGAGGAUGAACAAGGACAGCAAUGGCCUGCUUUCGAGUGUACAGCGGUGAGUAAAACCACACCCGUGAGCUCACACGGGUCUCAAGUAACAUUGUUCAGUGAGAGUGUAUGCAACGAGCUCUUUAGGAGCAAACAAGUUCGUAAUAGUGAUGAAAUUCCCUGGCUCACUCUGAGGGCAGCGAACGGACUUAACCUCCCGUGGGUAGGGUACAUGGUGGCCGACUUUGAAAUCCAUGGGGUCCGGGUACCUGCACGUGGCAUUGUAGUGGCUAAGGACGAGUGUAUUGGAGCAGACAAAGCCAUCCUAGGGAUGAACGUGAUUACUGACUGUUGGGAAGAACUUUUCACGCAGUACAAGGCCUCCCCCAAACACUCGACGCCACCACUGAGCAGGGAAUGGAACACUGUUUUUAUCGACUGUCAACGCAUCCGUGCUGCCUCUAAUGCAGAGCCAUGGCAAGCUACAGCGAGAUUAGCCAGUCGUACUCCUGUAACCAUACCCGCACAAAGUGAAAUGACUGUUUGGGCCAAAAUCCCACGGCCCUCUUCCAACCAGCCAGGCUGUGCGCUGGUAGAACCCCUUGGGGAAGAUGGAGGAGUUGGGGUGGCCAGAGCAUUAGUGACUGUGAGAAAGGCGCGCAUUCCAGUGGGGGUUAGGAAUGUCCAUCCGUAUGCUCUAACGCUCAGCAGGUUCCAGAGGCUGGCGACUGUCUCGGCCGUCGACCCUGACGCGGUGCGGGAUGGGAAGGAGCUCUCCAUUCUGAAUGUGGGUCCUGGAGUCGUGGAGGUUAAUCUGGUCGACACUGCUGAUCCGGACAAACCAGAGGUGAAUGAGACAACUAAUGCCCUUCCCCUCUCUAAAGGAGAUGGACUCACAGAUGAUGAGCAAAGACAAUUGAAUGAACUACUGCGAAGAUGGAGUCAUGUGUUCUCGACACACGAGGAAGACUAUGGACGAACGGGGGCUGUGAAACACCGGAUUCCCACAGGUGACUCUAACCCCAUUCGUGAGCGACUGCCUGCUCCCCCAGACCGGGAAUUGGCCGGAGAAGAGAGACUGGUUGGGGCAGUAGAGACUAUGUCUAUGGACUCUCCGCCCAAUAGCUGGAGGUGGGACCCAGAGCGCUGGAGAAGUCUACAAAAUGAAGACCCCGACUUACAAAGCAUAAAAGAGCACGUUGAAAGAGGCUCCACCCCGAACGCCCAAAUUAUAGUGUGCGUCCUGAAGGAAGAGAUGGCCCUGAACGAGUCAUCCAUCGCAACAACUUGA